Molecule: messenger RNA, 696 nt
Organism: Homalodisca vitripennis (glassy-winged sharpshooter)
Lineage: Eukaryota; Metazoa; Arthropoda; Insecta; Hemiptera; Cicadellidae
Product: histidine-rich glycoprotein-like
Exons: 1
Coding region: 1-696 (231 amino acids)
Source: RefSeq, a predicted model, not a curated record
AUGUUACUAAGUAUCACACCACACGAGUAUCACACCACACAAGUAUCACACCACACGAGUAUCACACAUCACGAGUAUCACUUCACACGGGUAUCACACCACACGAGUAUCACAACUCACGAGUAUCACACCUUACGAGUAUCACACCACACGAGUAUCACACCUCAAGAGUAUCACACCACACGACUAUCACCACACGAGUAUCACACCUCACGAGUAUCACACCACACGACUAUCACACCUCACGAGUAUCACACAACACGAGUGUCACACCUCACGAGUAUCACACCACACGAGUAUCACCACACCACACGAGUAUCACACCACACGAGUAUCAACCACACGACUAUCACACCUCACGAGUAUCACACCACACGAGUAUCACACCUCAAGAGUAUCACACCACACGACUAUCACCACACGAGUAUCACACCUCACGAGUAUCACACCACACGACUAUCACACCUCACGUGUAUCACACAACACGAGUGUCACACCACAAGAGUAUCACACCACACGACUAUCACACCACACGAGUAUCACACCACACGAGUAUCAAGUCACACGAGUAUCACACCUCACGAGUAUCACUUCACACGAGUAUCACACCUCACGAGUAUCAAGUCACACGAGUAUCACACCACACGAGUAUCACACCACACGAGUAUCACAUCACACCACUCGAGUAUCACAUAA